AUGGGUGUUCCCUUUGAGGCCCUGCUUCCCUAUGGGAUUAUCAUGGGAAUGUUUGGUGUGACUGGCUACGGUCUUCACUAUGUCAAGCGCUUUGCCAACGAUGGCAAGAAGGCGCGCUGGAACCGGGACCUGUGGGAUAGACAAAUGAUGGAGAGAGAUCAGCGCAUCACAGGCUCAUUCCGCGGGCAGUCCAGCAACCACCAAGCGCCCACCGGAUUCGAAGUCAGCAACCCAUGGAAGAUCGAGAGUCGGAUCUACUAG
Molecule: messenger RNA, 261 nt
Organism: Penicillium griseofulvum
Lineage: Eukaryota; Fungi; Ascomycota; Eurotiomycetes; Eurotiales; Aspergillaceae
Product: NADH dehydrogenase [ubiquinone] 1 alpha subcomplex subunit 1
Exons: 5
Coding region: 1-261 (86 amino acids)
Source: RefSeq, a predicted model, not a curated record